AUGUUAACAUUCUUUACUAUGUUUUUGAAUUUUAUAUCAACUGCAAUUUUUGACCUUGGAGGUGGCUCAACUCAAAUAGUUUUUGAGCCUGGAUCACUAGAUGGCUACAAGGUUGCACCUGGAGAACACAGAUAUGAAUUAGAAUAUGGUGGACAUAAAUAUAUUUUAUAUCAACAUUCUUAUUUACAUUUUGGAUUAAUGGAGGCAAAAAAAGCAAUUAUAAGUUUCAUGGUAAAAUUAUGGAAUAAUAGUAUUGAUGGUAUCAAGAAUGAUUUGAUUUCUGAUAUAUCUCUUAGUUAUGAUGGAAAUCUUAAAGAUGAAUUUUAUAUUCCACAUACUUGCUUACCAAAAAAUUAUUCAGAAUCAUGGCAAAUUGAUAUUGAUAAUGAUGAUGACAAUUCAGUUAAACUCAUUGGUACAGGUGGUGGACAUGUUCAGUGUAGGCCAUUAGGAAUGCUGUCAGAAUUUACAUUAAAAGAACUUUGUGAUCUUACUGAUCAAGUUUGUUCAGGAAAUUAUAAAAGAUUCUCUUAUUUACCAGAAGCUGUAAAGGAACUUAAAAAGAAUCCAUAUUAUUGCAUGAACUUAUCAUUUAUUUAUGAACUUUUACAUACUGGUUAUGAAAUACCUCUGGAAAGAGAAAUAAAAAUUGAAACUGGAUGGUGUCUUGGAGCAUCAAUAGCAAUGCUAGAUCAAAGCUUUUGGUGUAAAGAGUUCUAA
This is a messenger RNA of Entrophospora sp. SA101, 720 nucleotides long. The record is from the annotation of a GenBank genome assembly. NCBI's taxonomy places the organism in Eukaryota, Fungi, Glomeromycota, Glomeromycetes, Entrophosporales, Entrophosporaceae.